AUGCUGGCGGCGCGGCGCGGCUGGCGGGCCCCGCGCGCCUGUUGGGCCCCGCGCCGCUGCGCCGCGCUGUCCCCGGGCCGCGCCGCGGCGAGGCUGCGGGUCCGCCAGGCCCUGGCGGCCCGGGAGCCGGCGGGCGGCGUCACGGUGCAGGGCUGGGUCCGCUCUGUCCGAUCCCAGAAGGAGGUUUUGUUCCUGCAUAUAAAUGAUGGGAGUUCUCUGGAAAACCUCCAGGUGGUUGCUGAUCCCAGCCUGGAAACUAGAGACCUGACUUUUGGAAGCGCAGUGGAAGUGCAAGGGAAACUGGUCAAAAGUCCUCAUAGGAUGCAAAACAUGGAGCUGAAAGCUGAAACGAUUCGUGUGGUGGGACCUUGUGAUACUUGGGCAUUCCCUCUGAAAACGAAGGAGAGGCACCCUCUGGAGUAUGUCCGACAGUUCCCUCACCUGCGGUGCAGGACCAACACGCUCGGCUCCCUCUUAAGAGUCCGCAGCGAAGCCACUGCAGCAAUCCACGCAUUCUUCAAGGAAAAUGGCUACAUGCAUAUUCAUACCCCCAUAAUUACAUCAAAUGACUGUGAAGGUGCUGGGGAACUCUUUCAAAUUGAGACAUCAAAUGAAGCAAGGGAAUCUGCAGAAAAGAACCAUUUCUUUGAUGUGCCUGCCUUCCUGACAGUCUCUGGCCAGCUCCAUUUGGAAGUCAUGGCAGGGGCCUUUACUCGCGUGUUCACCUUUGGCCCAACGUUUCGAGCUGAGAACUCCCAGAGUCGCAGGCACCUAGCCGAAUUUUAUAUGGUAGAGGCCGAACUGUCCUUUACUGAAAGCCUCCAGGACAUCAUGCAGGUUAUGGAGGAUCUCUUCAAGACAGCAACAAGUACUGUACUCUCCAAAUGUCCUCAUGAUGUCGAGCUUUUUCAUAAAUAUGUAGCACCUGCACAGAAGGGCAGGUUGGAACAAAUGCUGAAGAAGAGAUUUGUGACAAUUUCCUACAGUGAAGCAGUGGAAAUUUUGAAGCAAGCUUCUCAAACUUUCACUUUCAAGCCAGAGUGGGGCUGUGACCUCCAGACUGAACAUGAGAAGUACUUGGUGAAGCACUGUGGUGAGGUUCCCUUGUUUGUGAUUAACUACCCCUAUGACCUCAAACCUUUUUAUAUGCGGGACAAUGAAGAUGGACCUCAACACACGGUUGCAGCUGUUGAUCUUCUAGUACCAGGAAUAGGGGAGUUAUGUGGAGGCAGCUUGAGAGAGGAGCGACUGCCCUUCAUUGAAUCACGCUUACAGAGGUUGGGACUUGCAGAUGCCUACCAAUGGUAUCUAGACCUCCGAAAAUUCGGCUCAGUUCCUCAUGGAGGCUUUGGAAUGGGGUUUGAACGCUACCUGCAGUACGUCUUGGGAGUGGACAAUAUCAAAGAUGUUAUUCCUUUCCCCAGGUUUUCUCACUCCUGUCUCCUGUAGCUCCACAGUUGACUCACACGGAGAAAACUGCUGGAGUGACCAUGUGCAUGUAACCUAUUAGCACAUGACCAAGUGUGAUGAUUUAUUGGGAGGGCAAGAGGAUUUUUGUAUCAGUGAAAUUUAGGUAAAUGUAAUACUAAGUUAUAAUAUAUUUUCAUAUUUUCUGGUGAGAUUAUGGAAGCACACUUGCAAUUAAGCUGAUAAUAACAGUUCAUGUCUUCAGCACCCUUCCAAGUAUUAAUAAAUCCCGCUUAACUAAAGGCUUAAGAUUCUCCUGGGAGUAGCACAAGCCUCGGAAGUACUGAAUAAGCAUUGUUGGGAGGUAGUGGGGAUUUUUUUAUGUAAAAUGUUAAUAAGGAGGUGUGUCCUAAAAUGUACUGGGAGCUAGGACUACUGUGAGGCUUUAAUAGGCUUUAAAUAAAUGCCUGCGCAGUGCUUUGAAGAUGGAGCGUUACAAAAUUACGAAGUAUUGACCUUGCUGUGAUGCAUUUGUUCUUACAAAAGGGCAACAGUAAAGUAUGAUUCUCCCCACCCAGAAUUAAAAGCAAAUUUUGUUUACCUUGGACAAAUCAGCCAAACCUUGCAAGGCAAAACAUCGUACUGUAACUACUGGAGUGAAUUAGGUGAAUAUGAUGUUUGAUCUUGUGAAUCAUCAAUAAAGAUGUGCACUGUGUUGUUUUGUAA
This is a messenger RNA of Rhea pennata, 2133 nucleotides long. It is a transcript of the gene NARS2, whose product is annotated as asparaginyl-tRNA synthetase 2, mitochondrial. The transcript has 14 exons. The coding region runs from base 1 to 1449 and encodes 482 amino acids. Gene Ontology annotation, molecular function: nucleic acid binding; asparagine-tRNA ligase activity; ATP binding. Lineage: Eukaryota; Metazoa; Chordata; Aves; Rheiformes; Rheidae. Gene Ontology annotation, cellular component: mitochondrion. Gene Ontology annotation, biological process: asparaginyl-tRNA aminoacylation. The record is from RefSeq and is a predicted model, not a curated record.